Bombus impatiens (common eastern bumble bee) is the source of this 3136-nucleotide messenger RNA. Its product is annotated as UNC93-like protein. Bases 578 to 2056 code for a protein of 492 amino acids. Gene Ontology annotation, molecular function: potassium channel regulator activity. The transcript has 7 exons. NCBI's taxonomy places the organism in Eukaryota, Metazoa, Arthropoda, Insecta, Hymenoptera, Apidae. Gene Ontology annotation, biological process: regulation of muscle contraction; regulation of potassium ion transport. Gene Ontology annotation, cellular component: plasma membrane; striated muscle dense body. The record is from RefSeq and is a predicted model, not a curated record.
CGAGGUUUCGUGUUCGAUCAGUGUUAUUUCACUCGUUGCGCACCUGCGAGCGAUUUGCGGCGCGAUUUCGGAUAAAAGAAAGGAAAAAUAGAGCAAGUUGAACUGGUAGAGACGUAUCAAGGGUUUAAAGAAAAAAUAAUCAUCGAUUCAACUUCAAAGGCGCCCCAAUAAAGGAAACUCACUUUACAAGAAACAACAAUUAUGAGAUCGAAGUUACUUCCCGACCUACCUAAUCAUUCGUUCGUGAUUUUGUGAAUAUCGCUCGAAGAUCGUUACCCAAUGAUCAGAGCUAGACCAUUGUGUAAUACAUAAUCGUUCGAAGAGGACCAUUGAUAACGUCGGACCUUCGCAGUGAUAUCGCGGUAAUAUUUCAGUCAAGCUGCCAAUAAAUUUCAUCACUCGCCGUCUGAUCGUCGGUGUAUCGGUCGAUACGUGCCGUUUGCUUGUGGAAGACACAUUUUUAUGCGGCGUCGCGCGAACGUCGAACGUGAUCCUAAAAACGUGUUCAACGCCAGACAUUGGCGGAAGGAUUUGUCGCGAUCGUAAUUAAAAUCGCGGGAGAAACGUGAAACGAAUCAUGUCGUUGGAUAAAACGGACACGACAGGACAAUUUGUGAAAGUACGAUCGGAGAGGACUGGCUUUAAACCUAUUGAACGAUGGCGUAUCACGAGGAACGUUCUGAUAAUUGGAAUCGCGUUUAUGGUGAACUUCACGGCAUUCAUGGGGGCGACGAAUUUACAGAGUUCGAUUAAUGCCAAUGGAUCGUUGGGUACCUUCACGCUGGCGUCAAUUUAUGGCAGUCUGAUCUUCAGCAAUAUCUUUCUGCCGACUCUGAUUAUAAGCUGGCUGGGCUGUAAAUGGACCAUAUCAUUGUCCAUUCUGACUUACGUGCCGUUUAUGGCUGCACAAUUCUACCCAAAAUUCUACACCAUGAUACCAGCUGGGUUGAUGGUUGGUAUCGGUGCAGGGCCACUCUGGUGCGCCAAAUGCACUUAUUUAACGGUCGUCGCAGAAGCAUACACCACUCUAUCGAAUGUAGCCCAGGAUGUCCUCGUCACGAGAUUCUUCGGCCUGUUUUUCAUGUUUUACCAGAUGGCACAAGUCUGGGGGAAUCUUAUAUCUUCGGCAGUCCUUUCAUAUGGAAUCGACACGGUGCCAACGAAUAUUACACUGAAUAGUAGCAUUGUGGCGGAGGCGUGUGGUGCCAAAUUUUGCGGUGCAACUUCCGAUACCGACGACAGUCCGAAUUUGGAACGACCUCCAGAGGAAAGAAUUCAUCUAAUCUGCGGCAUCUAUUUGGGCUGUAUGAUAGUCGCUUCAUUGAUUGUGAUGUUUGGAGUUGACUCGCUCUCGAGGUAUGACAGAGGUAGAUCAGGAUCAGCGACAGGCCAGUCAGGAUUCAAAUUGUUGGCUGUGACACUGAAACUAUUGAAGGAGAAAAACCAGAUCCUUAUACUGCCAAUAAUAAUAUUCAUUGGAGCGGAGCAAGCAUUCUUAUUCGCUGAUUACAAUGCUUCAUUUGUCUCAUGUGCAUGGGGAAUCAACAAUAUCGGUUAUGUAAUGAUCUGUUUCGGUGUGACGAACGCUAUAGCUGCUUUAGGUACAGGAUCUAUAAUGAAACUAACAGGAAGAAGACCUUUGAUGAUAUUAGCUUUUUGUAUUCACAUGGGAAUUUUUACUUUCCUGUUGCGUUGGAAACCCACUCCUGAUCAAAAUCAAAUAUUCUUUUUGAUGUCUGGAUUAUGGGGUCUUUGUGACGCUAUGUGGCUGGUACAAAUAAACGCUCUGUCAGGUUUGCUGUUCCCAGGCAAAGAAGAAGCCGCUUUUUCGAACUUCCGACUGUGGGAGUCCACAGGUUCUGUGAUCACAUACGUGUACAGUCCUUACCUCUGCACUCAAACGAAGCUGUACUGUCUAAUAGCAAUCCUCUGUCUUGGAAUGAUUGGUUACGGUAUAAUCGAGUGGAUUGGGAAAGCCGAUAGAUCGGUUCCAGAAUCGAAACCAGAUUUCGAAUUGGUGACAAAUGGCGAAUUGAACGACACGACGAAACUUUGAGUUGACAAGAAUAAAAUUAAUGAAUCCUUUCAAUUAGAAAUAUGAUCUCUUGUCAGACGUUGCUCUGUAUGAACCUCAGUUUUGUUAGUUAGUUUAAAACAAUAAUUCUCAGGUAUAAAUGCUUCGUCAUGAUGUGACUAGAAAAUUACAGGAGUUUUGUUGAUAUGUAAAAUUAUUUUAUAAUCGAGUCAUUGUGUUAAAGAGAGGGCGAUGAAUUAAAGAAGAAACAAAAGGAGCUGAUUUUACUAGCGAUAAUUCUUCGGAUUAUUUUGAAAACGCUCGACAAUAGGAUUAUCGGUGUGAAUAAUAUUAUAAUUGCGGUAUACAUAUCGUAUAUAUAGAAAUCAUACACAAAUCAGAUCGGCAUAUAAAAAAUUAUAUGUACAAGAAAGAGUUCGGUUGGAGGCGCAGUCAGGACCUUGAAGGUACGAUCUUUUGUGUGAUUUGUACCAUAAUAUAUGUUUUUAUUUUAUUCUUGUGGACACCUACUAGAUUUUACACAGAUAGUUCGCUUAACCGCUAAAGAUUCUUUUCUCCGUCUCUUCUUCAUGUUUUUUUCCUUUUUUUUCUUGUCUCUUUAAAUACGUAGUUUAAUGUUACAUCGUGUGUCUAGGUGCUAACAUUCAAGCUAAAGCUACGGCUGCUUAAUUUAAUUGUAUACUUAAUGUGCUUAAUUUCCUUUUCACUGUACGCGUGAUGUGUCUCAUGUAUGUGGUAUCUCUGUAUAUUAUGUAUGUAUACAUGUAUAUAUGUGUUCGUAAAUGUAAUAAAGUAUGUUAUGUCAGAUUGUAUGUAUAAUAUGUAUCUGUGCGAGUGUCCAUCUGUAUGUAUGUAUGUAUGUAUGUAUGUAUGUAUGCAUGUAUGUAUGUAUGUAUUAACGCGUUUUCCUCUCUCGUAGUAUGUUCCGCUUUAUGCUCAUCGUUUAUUGUGCUGUCACGAUCAAUUGUCCCCCGUCUCUUUUAAAUUGCGAAGGCGAUGGUAUAUUACAAGAUUAUUUGCCGCUUGAUGUAUAUCGCGUGGCCCGUUACGCGGAUCUUCUUGAAUUUGUCUGAAUUUCGUAUUAAUAAAUAAUAAACGAAU